AUGGAGGUCGAUAAAAAGAGGAGACAUUCUGAAAAUGAGUUGAAGCAAGAGGUAGUGAAAAAGAUAAAGUCUCCAGAACCAAACUAUGCCUAUCUUGAGACGGUAGUAAGAGAAAAACUGGACUUCGAUUCUGAGAAGAUUUGCUGCAUUACUCUAUCUCCUUUGAACGUGUACUGUUGUCUCGUGUGUGGACACUAUUAUCAGGGAAGACAUGAAAGGAGUCCUGCUUUCAUCCACUCAAUUGAUGAAAACCAUCACGUCUUCUUGAAUUUGACAAGUUUGAAGUUUUACAUUUUACCGCAAAAUGUCCACAUUUCACACGACAGUAAGGUUCAAUUGUUGAACAGCAUAAAAUUUGCGGUUUAUCCCACUUAUUGCCCGCGUGACCUAGAAAGCUUUCCCAGGCAAUGUUUCGACUUGAACAAUCGUGCAUAUAUGAAUGGAUUUAUAGGAUUUACCAAUGCGGCAACUUAUGAUUAUGCGCAUAGUGUAUUGCUUUUAAUGUCGCACAUGGCCCCAUUACGUGACCACUUCCUGUUGAAUCAUUUUGAUAAUCAAGGGGAAUUUAUCAAAAGGUUAUCCAUAUGCAUAAAGAAAAUUUGGUCUCCUAAAUUAUUCAAACAUUAUCUUUCCAUUGACGAUUUUGUUGCCUAUUUGAAAGUUAAAGAAGGGUUUAAUUUGGAUCCCAUAGAUCCGCGUUUCUUUCUUUUAUGGUUAUUCAAUAAAAUUUGCUCGACUUCGAACCAAUUAAAAUCAAUUUUAAAUCAAUCUUGUAAAGGCAAAGUAAGGAUAGCGAAAUUUGGAAAUGAGCCUGACACCAGUGGAUCUGUUACAAACAAAGUCAUUGCCAAACCAUUUUGGGUUUUGACCUUGGAUUUGCCAGAGUUUUCACCCUUUGAAGAUGGUAACAGCGUUGAUGAUCUUCCACAAAUAAAUAUCACUAAAUUAUUGACUAAAUUCGCUAACUCCAGAAGCUCCUCUACUAGCCCUGUUUUUGAAUUAACGCGGUUACCGCAGUUCUUGAUAUUUCAUUUCAAUAGGUUCGACCGUAACAGUGAACAUCCUGUCAAAAAUAGGAACCAAACGUUAGUAGAAUUUUCCAGUGAACUUGAGAUUUUGGACGCCAAGUAUCGCUUAAAAGCAAACGUGGUUCAUGUGAUCAUCAAACCAUCAUCCACGGAUGGAAACACAUUUAAUGGUGACGAAAAAAGUCAUUGGAUUACUCAGCUGUAUGAUGACAAAAGUGAAAAAUGGAUAGAAAUAGACGGUAUAAAUACAACAGAUAAAGAAGCUGAGCUCUUAUUUCUUAACGAAACGUUUAUACAGGUAUGGGAAAAAAAAAAGUGA
Molecule: messenger RNA, 1347 nt
Organism: Saccharomyces paradoxus
Lineage: Eukaryota; Fungi; Ascomycota; Saccharomycetes; Saccharomycetales; Saccharomycetaceae
Gene: SAD1
Product: mRNA splicing protein SAD1
Exons: 1
Coding region: 1-1347 (448 amino acids)
Biological process (GO): protein deubiquitination
Molecular function (GO): zinc ion binding; cysteine-type deubiquitinase activity
Source: RefSeq, a predicted model, not a curated record